AUGGGAACGCAACCGAACGGUAGUGGAUCACAGGGACCUCCCUAUCACCCACGUCAAGAAAUCGACAGCACUGAGGAAGACUACGCCGAUAGUCAUUUCACGGAAGGUGAAGACGAGUCUCCCGAAGAGGACGAGAGCGUCGCCGAUUCCAGAUACGGAGUUCAGUCUCGCUACUACCCGCAACAAUACGCCGAACACGAAGACUUUCUUCCCACUCCCCAAUCAAACUACGCACCUAUCCAUUAUCCGACGGCGCGAUAUACGCCGUCUUCUCAGUCCAGUCUGGAUCACUCAGAGGAGGCUGGCCAUUACGGCGGCCAGUACCCAACGCAAGGCCGCAACUAUCGUCGCACUUCGUUACAGUACCCUCCACGUACUGGAAGUUAUGGAUACGUUGCUGCGCCGCAGGUGCCGGCAGGAUAUGGGCAGCCCAACCCAUUUCAUUCGGGGCACGGCCACGGCCCUAGCGGAAGAAGUUACUACCCUCAGGAUCAGAUGCCCAUGUAUGGUCAUGACAUGAUGCACUACCCAAAUUACUACAACAGACCUCCUCCCAAUGCCGCUGCCUUACCAGCAUAUAUGCAGCAGUUCCAUAUUUCUUCGCCUCCCGGCCCGAUGAUGGACCAACAGAGAAAUGCUUUGGUUCCAACUAAUGAGCCACCAGCACCCGACCCUGAGAAGCAAAGACUGCAGGCCGAAAUCGACCGUAUGAUAGCCGAGCGCGAAGCAACCAAGGACGCUGAGCGUCGACGUGAAAUGGAGGCUAAGAUGAAGCAAGAAGCUAACGAAGAGGCUCAACGGAGGCUAGACGAGCAUCGCAAGGAGCUAGAACUUGCCAAGAUUGAAGCAGAGCGCAACGCCCGUCAAAUCAUUGAAAAUGAACGAAAAGCCGAAGAGCAACGAGCUAAGCAGCAGGCUGAAGCGCUUCGACAAGCUGAGGAGAAAGCGAGAUUGAAGUUUGAGGCUGAGCUUAAGGCUGCCGAGACCAAGAGAAAGCGCGAGGAAGAAGAUCGUAAGCGGGCUGAGGAGCAAGCUAAAAUCCGACUCGAAGCUGCUAUCCGUGCCGAAGCUGAACUAAGAGCAGCUGCUGAAAAGAAGGCCAAGGAUGAUGCCGAGCGACAAAAGGCUUUUGAAGAUGAAGCCAAGCGCAAGGCCGAGGCUGCCGCGCAAGCCAAAGUAGAGGCAGAAAAGGAGGCAGCCAAAAAGAAGAAGGAGGCAGAGGAGGAGGCUAAAAAGGAACACGAAGCUCUGACCAAAAGAAUCCAAGAUGAAACAAGAGCCAAGUUGGAGGAGGCCGCGCGAGGAGGCAAUAACAAAGCUACAAUUAAGUUCAAGGACGCUAUUGGACGUAAAUUUAGCUUCCCGUUCCAUUUGUGCGCGCGAUGGCAGGGUAUGGAAGAACUCAUUAAACAAGCGUUCAACCAUGAACCAGUGCUUGGGCGUCAUGUCCGUGAAGGCUGGUACGACUUGACUGGCCCUGAUGGAGAGAUUAUCCUCCCGGUAGUUUGGGAAAAAACAAUUCAGCCUGACUGGUCGAUAACAAUGACAAUGUGGCCUCAAGCCCGAAUGGCUAGCGUUGGACGAGGAUUCCCUAUGCCCGUACCCCCAGGCUUCGUUGGUAAGGGUGGUGCCAUGUCAGGCGGCAUCCCCCCCGGCAUUCGAGUUGUCGAUGCCGGUAAACCCAGUGGAAGCAAAGGAAAAGACAAAGGCAGCAGCAGUAAAAAGAGCGGCUUUGGUGGCCUCUUUGGUCCUAAGCCCAAGAAAAAGAAGAAGUAG
[Torrubiella] hemipterigena is the source of this 1776-nucleotide messenger RNA. The record is from the annotation of a GenBank genome assembly. Lineage: Eukaryota; Fungi; Ascomycota; Sordariomycetes; Hypocreales; Clavicipitaceae.